Messenger RNA from Rotaria sp. Silwood2, 918 nucleotides. The record is from the annotation of a GenBank genome assembly. Lineage: Eukaryota; Metazoa; Rotifera; Eurotatoria; Philodinida; Philodinidae.
AUGUUUAGUUCUACUCCAUACUUUUUUAUUUCAGUGCCAUCAAGAGCAAGUAUAGUUGAUAUUCAUGCGAAUGCAAAAUGGUCACAGAAUGCCAUCACUGUUGCUGGAGGAAAUGGACAAGGCAGCGGAACCAACCAACUUUUUUGGUCGUAUGGUUUCUACAUCGACGAUGAUCAAACGAUUUAUGUCGCUGAUUGGGGAAAUAACCGUAUUGUGCAAUGGAAAUCUGGUGCGAUGAAUGGAAAAGUAGUUGCUGGUGGAAAUGAAGUUCAUCAAUUAUAUAAUCCAGUAGAUGUGAUUAUCGAUAAAGAAAGCGAUAGUUUCAUCAUCAGUGAUAGAUGGAACUACAGAAUAGUUCGAUGGCCUCGUCGAAAUGGUACGAGUGGAGACACAAUGAUUUCGAAUAUCUCUUGUGCCGGUUUGGCAAUGGACGAAAAUGGUUCUCUGUAUGUCGUUGAUAGUGAAAAACAUGAAGUGAGACGAUAUAAAACUGGUGACAAUAAUGGAAUAGUGAUUGCGGGUGGUAAUGAAAAAGGAAAUCGUCUUGAUCAACUCUCUGCACCCCGCUACGUAUUUGUCCAUCGAGAUUGUUCAAUUUAUGUGUCUGAUUUUGACAAUCAUCGUGUAAUGAAAUGGAAAGAAGGUACAACACAAGGCAUUGUUGUAGCCGGUGGUCAAGGACCAGGAAAUAGUCUCAUGCAAUUGCAUGGUCCUCAAGGAGUUGUUGUCGAUCAAUUGGAUACUGUCUAUGUGGCUGACAGGAGAAAUAAGCAAGUCAUGCGUUGGCCAAAAGGAGCCACACAGAGAAGCGUGAUUGUUAGUGAAAACGAUCAAAGAACACAGUCAGAUCAAUUCUAUUAUCCUACAGGUUUAUCAUUCGAUUGCUAUGGUAAUCUAUGUUGCCGAUUCUUGGAAUAA